AUGGCUUCCGUUGACAUCACUUAUAUUAACCCAUUGGCUAUUGGGGGCCUUGGCAAACCUCUCACAGAGAACGACCUAGCUGUCUCUCGCAUCACGUAUAACGACCUGCCCUAUAUUGAGAACCAAGACAGGCCUGCGGAGAACUAUGCCAAGCAUCUCCUGGAGACAAUUUCUCUCAUUGUGCGGCAUAACAUGGGUGCGAACUUCCGCCCCCAUGUUGCUCAUCGCCACGACUUCCUUCCCAGCGACAAGGUCCGGUUUGAGAUUCCACUUGAUGGUAUGCCAUACAAGCUAACCAAGGCUACCGACAUCACCGAACUUGACUUGGGUAACAUGCAUUCUACAUGCUUCAAGGUCAUCGGGGCCGACAUUGUCGGUGUAGAGCACGCCGAGGGGCCCCCGCCGCUGGCUGCGAACAAAAUUUCUGGCGCGUUCCUUAAGGAAUGGACCGACUAUCUCAAUAAGCAUGGCCUCACCAACCUCCUUAUGCUCGACUUUGGGCAAUUUGGGAAAGGAAUGGAGGCGACUACAGAGAUGGAGGUGCAACUUGGAGGUACUUGUGCAACUUUGGUAGUGCCGCUCUCCGCUGUAACUGGUUACGACAUUGAGCAGGUCCCAACAAGCUGGAUGGUACCUCGCCGCCACGGCCCGGAGGCGCGUGACUCCUCUCCUGACCAGCCGGCGCCAGGAACUUACUGGGCUAAGAGAGUUAACGAUCUCACCCACAAGGUCUACAUUAAUACAAAUGCGAGUGAGGUCGGUACUGGCGAACAGCUGGUCGAUGCACUUGUAAAGGCAAGCAUCCUCAAGGCGACCUAA
Molecule: messenger RNA, 819 nt
Organism: Metarhizium robertsii ARSEF 23
Lineage: Eukaryota; Fungi; Ascomycota; Sordariomycetes; Hypocreales; Clavicipitaceae
Exons: 2
Coding region: 1-819 (272 amino acids)
Source: RefSeq, a predicted model, not a curated record